AUUUGCCUAGGUCCUCCUUCAGCUGCAAACUUUGUUGAACUGGAGUGGCUGACACUCACUUUAAGCUGUAUUUCUUGCAAUGAGUCACGUUUCUCUGGAGGGGUCCCUUCAUCUGGCUCUUGUCUUAGCUCUCCCAGGUGAACCGCUCCAUGGAUGGCUGGGGGAAACUGCACCUUGGUGACGGAGUUCUUCCUUACUGCAUUCACAGAGCACCCGGAGUGGGGCCUCCCUCUCUUCUUGAUGUUUUUGAGCUUCUAUCUCAUCACCCUGCUGGGGAAUGCUGGAAUGGUCAUCCUGAUCCGCAAAGACCGCCGACUGCACACUCCCAUGUACUUCUUUCUCAGCCACCUUUCCUUCGUGGACGUGUGCUACUCCUCUGUCAUCGUGCCCCAGAUGCUGGUGGUGCUGUGGGAACAGGGCUUGGCCAUCUCCCAGGCUCGCUGUGCCACUCAGUUCUUCCUCUUCACCUUCUUCGCGUCCAUUGACUGCUACCUCCUGGCCAUCAUGGCCUACGACCGCUACGUGGCCGUGUGCCGGCCGCUGCUCUAUGCCACCAUUGUGACCGAAAACACCCGCUGGGGCUUAGUCGCCGGGGCUUAUGUCGCCGGUUUUUCCAGUGCCUUUGUGCGCACGGUCACAGCCUUCACUCUGACCUUCUGCGGAAACAACGAGAUCAACUUCAUUUUCUGCGACCUCCCUCCCCUCUUAAAACUCACUUGUGGGGACAGCUCCACCCAGAAAGUGGUCAUUAUUGUGUUCGCCACUUUUGUCAUGCCCGCGUGCAUCGUGGUGAUCCUGGCGUCCUACCUGUUCAUCAUCAUGGCCAUCAUGAGGAUCCGCUCUGCCGGGGGCCGGGCCAAGACCUUCUCCACCUGUGCCUCUCACCUCACUGCCGUUGCUUUGUUCUUCGGCACCCUCAUCUUCAUGUACCUGAGAGACAACUCAGGCCAGUCCUCAGAGGGAGACAGAGCUGUCUCUGUGCUCUACACCGUGGUGACUCCAAUGCUGAACCCCCUCAUCUACAGCUUGAGGAAUAAGGAGGUAAAGGAGGCUGUUAGGAAAUCCCUGAGCUGA
Chinchilla lanigera (long-tailed chinchilla) is the source of this 1074-nucleotide messenger RNA. RefSeq names its product olfactory receptor 9Q2. Gene Ontology annotation, cellular component: membrane. The transcript has a single exon. Lineage: Eukaryota; Metazoa; Chordata; Mammalia; Rodentia; Chinchillidae. The coding region runs from base 154 to 1074 and encodes 306 amino acids. Gene Ontology annotation, biological process: sensory perception of smell; G protein-coupled receptor signaling pathway. The record is from RefSeq and is a predicted model, not a curated record. Gene Ontology annotation, molecular function: G protein-coupled receptor activity; odorant binding; olfactory receptor activity.